Molecule: messenger RNA, 6474 nt
Organism: Trichobilharzia szidati
Lineage: Eukaryota; Metazoa; Platyhelminthes; Trematoda; Strigeidida; Schistosomatidae
Source: the annotation of a GenBank genome assembly
AUGGAUUUUGAAAAAGUGAAUUUUUCUGUGCUAAAACUCAACAAAGAAUCCAGAAAGAGUGGAAACAUUUACCUGCAACGCCUGACACAUAGUGUUUAUUCCAUUUUGCAGUCUGAGCUACUAACUAAGUGCUAUGAUCUUAUAAAUAUACUGCAAUGCCCUUCUGUAUUGGAUGAUUUGGAUUAUUUGAUACCAAGGGCUAAUAUCAAUGAAGUUCAAACAGGCUUGCCUCCAUUUUCCAUGGAGAGGCUCAAGAAAAAAAUUAUUAACCUACACUUACCUCAGGGAACAAGUGUAUUUACUGUCCAGCUGCCUGAGAGUCAGCCUAAAUUUGAGUAUCGGAGAUCAGGAAUAGUUCUUCGACAAGCGGUUAUAAAAGGGGAAGUGGAAAGUUUAUUUGUUUCAGGUGUAGAACAUGAUAGUCCAGCAAGCAAAGUGAUGGAUUUACAUAUGGGUGAUUGUAUCUACGCAAUAUCUGGCUACCCAUUGGACUGGCAUACUCUGGAACAAUUAAGGCAUAAGUUGAUUGAAUUAGACGGACUGUCACCGAAUUCAAAUAUCUAUGAACUAGCAACUUAUUUACUUAACAGACCUUAUCAAAAUCCUAAGAUUUCUUGGAAAAAUCAUGACUCAAAUAAUACUGGUAUAUUCAAAGUUACUACCGAUAUAAAAAAUUCAGUAGUUUUCGAACCACCAGUGCUUAUUCUUUUCCGUUAUCCCAAAACGAGUUUUCUAUGGAAAGAUCAAAGUGAAAACGACGAAUUAAUGAGACCAAUGAAUACUGUUAAACAAGAUACAGUUAAUUGCUAUGAAACGGUGCUUGAAAACAAUCCAGAUGAUACAGGAUUGGGUUUACAGAUAGGAUGCGAUGAAGAUGACAAAGGCAUCUAUAUUGUUUCCAUAUUCAAAAAUAGCCAAGCUGAAAAGGAUGGUGUUCUGAAAGAAGGAGAUCAUAUAAUUGAGGUAAAUUAUCAGAACAUUGAAGGUUUGGAAGCCAAACAGGCCCUAAAAAAAGUUAAAAGCGUCUGUCGAAAUGCAAAAUUCGUACAUAUAAAGUGUUCCAGAAAUCUAAGAGCAGAUGAUUGUAAAUCCGCAGUUACAGAUGAAUGCAAAGAAAUAAAGUCGGAAGAUACAGUGGUAAUAAGCAACGAAGAUCAAGGUGUAUCACGUCAUGAAAGCUGCAACCAAAAAGACAAUAAUCAUCAGACUGCAAACACAACUACUGGUUCCAUUUCACAAACUGAGCCAGGCAGUAAGGAUAAUGCAGAAAACAGAUAUCCAAAUAUUAAAGACCAAAAUGGUGAUAAUGAUGACGAAAGUAUCCUGGGUAAAUGGUCAGAUAUGUUUGAUCCCGAUGUUAACAUACUGUUGGUACAUUAUACUAUGGAAAAUUCAGACUGUGGUUUAGGCAUUGGAAUUGAAAGUAUUGUACAAGAUGAAGAAUUAGUUGGUGGACAUCAAUAUCAUCAUUACAUAGUAGAAAUAAAUUCGGAAGGACCGAUCGGUCGAGAUGGGACAUUGUCAAUUGGCGAUGAAAUAUUAGAAGUCAAUCGAAUUGUUUGUCUUAACAAGGAUCAUUUAGAACUUGCUCGCGUUUUUCACACGAUUCCAACGAAAGGAUUUCUAGUGUGUGCACGAUUUCCAAAUGAUACUUAUUCAGGGGAUAUAAAAACUGAAAGUGGAAGUGAUGAAAUGAUUGUAACCAACGCUAUUCCCUUCAAUCAUUCGUUGAGUGAUGGUGAAGUGCCUUCAGUUGACUUCGAGGAACAGAUUUCCGAUAAACAUUCGUCUAAUGAAUUAUAUUCAGAAAGCAAAGAAGAUUUAAUGCUUGAAAUAAUCAACGUAAAUGAAACUGAUCAAAAUUAUAGUUCUGAUAUAGACGACAGUCAACAACCAAUAAGACUGCUGACCAUUACAAACACUGGUCUUAAUACUUCAGCUUUGCAAACUGCCUUUCAAGUAGAACAAAUAAAGUUGGACGAUGAUCAUGAUGAUGAUGAUGAUAAGAUACCUGAAAGCCCUAUAGUAGAACCAGUUGUAAAUGAGACGAAUUCAGAGGAGCAAAUAUCUACUGAAUGUGUUACAACCAAUUUAUUCCCGCGUCUUCCUAUGGCAGAAAAGGUAGCAAACUUUACAAGAAAAAAUUCCAACAAGAAAUUAGCGUCUCGUCUGUCCUGUGAAAUUCCUCAAAGUACAAAGGAUCACUCAGAUAAUGGUAUCCAGUUAAAUGACAUAAUAAAUCAAGAUGAGAUAGUAUCAGUAAAAGUUAUGAAAAAGGCAGGGGAAAUACUUGGUUUGGAACUUGAAAUGGAAAAUGGUGAUGAAAGAGGUAUACCACUGGCGUACAUUACACCUGGAAGUCCAGUCGAUCGUCUGAAAUGUCACAAUAAGAAUAAAUCAACAGAAUAUUUGCGAAGUGACUCCUACUACACCAAUCAAUCAGAAGCUUCGUGUGAUGAUAUUCAAUACACCCGUGUGCCAAUCCCAGGAGAUCGUAUUCUAAGUGUAUCCGACUACAGUUUUCAGCAUAUAUCUGCUUUCACAGCCUUAAGACUUUUACGGAAACUUAUAUCAUAUUCUGGCUUUAUAAAGAUCAACUUUAUUCCACAAGAAUUUUCUGGGUGUAUUCAAGAAGCCAGAUACAUUUUUGAUUGUAUUAAAUUAAAAAUUGUCAUUGAUAAAAUGAAAACGAGCACUUCAUACUGUACAGACAAACAACAAUCUUCUUAUCCUAUUUUACUACCUAAACCACUUUCACAUAAAAGACCUUUAUUUGACCAUGUAAAAACUGGAAAAUAUAAUAUGAAGAAUUGGAAUUACCAGUUGUUAGCUGCACAAAUCGGUGCUCAGGCAGCUGAUUACGCUGCUGCUAGAUAUAAUCAUACGACAGAGGCGUUUUCAUUCAACAAAAGUGAGCCGAAUUCCUAUUCUGAAUCUUCGCUUCGUCCUUCUUUUGCAACGACAUCCAAAUCAAAUUUAUUUCUUUACAGUGGCAUAACAACACUUAAAAUAAACCCAUCAUUACAUACUGUCAGACCUGUUACGGGAUAUUUAUUAGAAGGAUCAAAUUCACUUUUCUUCACGAAAGACUUGCCACCAGCAAAUGCAGUAUUGCUUCCAGACAAUAAACUAGUGAAUUUCAGAAAGACUAUCCGACGUUUUGACGACAAUUUCUGUAAUAAGAUUCGAAGGUCUCAUGCCAAUAUUAUUUCCGCCGGUUUGUCAGAAUACAAUGAACCUCCUUGGACAAUUGGGAAAUUACAUUUAAGACCAGUUAACAAAAUACUUCAUCUGUGGAAUCCUGAGGAAUCAUCACAUCAUCAUUCUCCUAUUCUGGAAACUGCAAGUUCUCUACCAAACUUAGGCAUUCUACGUUAUUCCUCUUCAAGCACUAAUGUAAUCAAGACUGUAAGUUACAAAGACAGUCCGUCUAAAGAUGUUUCUCAACCAAAGAAUGACUGGAAGUAUAAAAAGAUUAAAUCGGACUUAUCAAUAAAGAAAAACAAAUGUUCAAAUGAACCUAAACAUUGUUCAUUUAAAUUUAAAGAAAGCCAAUCGAAUAGUGAAACAGAUGUAGCAAGUAAUAGUGAAUCUAGUGAUAGUUAUUCAACCGAAAAUAUUUAUAUAGAGAUAAAAGAAAAGAAAUAUUUACCUGUCUGGUCAGAACCAUUCGUUGUAUGCGUGCAGAGAAAUACUUAUCAGAUGCUGGGAUUUUCAGUGUCAUGUUUACCCAGCUUAUUUGGCCAAAAAGAAGAUGGGUUAUUAUUUAUCAGUGGCAUCUCUCAUAAUGAUAACAGUCAACUACAAGUUGGAGAUUGUAUUUUAUCAGUAAAUCAAGUAGAAUUGAAAAAUUUGGACACAGUCAAGUCAGUUGAAUUAUUAAAAACUGUACUGCCACCAGUUUAUUUGCAAGUUCAAAGACUGAACACAAUAAAUCUGCGUGACAACAUUGAUUAUGUAGAGGAUUUAUCAUCGACGGAUACAUUUACAGAGGAUGAUAUUGAAAUUAUCCAAAGAAUCAUCAACGAUUUUGAAGAGCGUGUCUUCAAUAACCAAAUGAAAUUUCAAGAUCAAUCUAAACUUUCUAUGACAGACAACACUGAAACAUAUAAUAAACAGCAAAGUAUCACUGAAGAUAAUAUGGAAAAUGUUGAUAUACAGGCUAAAAUCCAAAUGCCGAAUCGAUGUGCCAGAGUGUUACGUCGGAAAGUAUUGCAAUGGUUGCAUACAAAUCAGGUAAUGAAACUGCUAAAAGGUGGUAUAAAUCCAACGAAUAAAGAAAAAGUAAAUACUACUGGAGAAAAUUCAAACAAACAAAGCGAUUCAGAAAAGGAUGACAGUACAUUGUAUGGAGACGACGAAAGUGAGGAUUCUUUCAGUGAUGACGAAGAUGCUUGGGAGAAGGGUAAAGUUCCAAAAUAUUUGCUGAACAAAUACAGUGAACUGCCUGGAGAAAUCAUGACUUUUGAAUUACCUUUGAGCAAUUUACCUGUUGAAGCUGGGCAUAAUAAGAAGAUGAGUCUGGGUCUCAAACUUGCUGGGAGCAGAGAUCUUAAUCAGAUGAGUGUCUUUGUUUGUGGGAUUCAACCUGGCAGUAUUAUUGACCGUGAUGGGCAUAUAGAAGUUGGAGAUCAAUUGCUAGAGGUCAAUAAUCAAAUGUUAUAUGGUCUUAGCCACUUAAAUGCUGCACCACUGAUUAGAUCAAUUUAUAUGGAAGCGAUUGGAAGAAGCAACAAUAUCUUUCGACGGUCUAAAAUUAAUGGUUUAAGGUUUGUGGUUCAGCGUCAUCCAGCUAACAUAAGCCUUAUGGCAUCGAUUGUCGUCAACCACCACAAUGAUCAUUCAUCUGGUCGAUCUAGUAGACAUAACAGUGUAGAGACAACAGUUAGUACACUACCUUCACCAGUAAGGAAUGUAAAUAAAGCUAAGGAAUCAAUAGAACUGAUGAAUAUUGCAUUUGGUGGAUCUCAUGGACCUUUAGUUCAACAAACACAUUCCACUACAUUGUACCGGGGUUCUAAAGGUUAUGGUUUUGCUAUAAUGGAAGGAAGUCCAACAAAUGAAGACGGGAUAUAUAUUAAACAGAUAAUUGAAGGUGGCCCUGCAGAAAAGGAUGGUGUUUUAUGCUCAGGAGAUAGACUGAUCAAAGUAAAUAAGAAAGAUGCAACUAAUGCAUCGUAUGACACUGUUUUAGAAUGGAUAAGAGCGGCAAAAAAUGUUCUUCAGCUUCAAGUUACACGGUGGUCUUUCAGCACGCAAACCACUACAGAAGGAAAAUCAUCAAAUAAGCGUUUCUCUGAACCUUCUGUAUUACAGACAGCAGCAGCUGCUUUAUUUGGCAAAGACUUAGACAGUAAGAAAUUUCUGUCAUCAGUAAGCAAUUUCGGAGAUUUGAUAAACCAAAAAAGACUAAGCAUACUGCCUUCAACUGAAAAUGCCGUAAACUGGUUAUCACCCAGUCAAAUCGCAUCUAGAUAUCGUCGUGCAAGUUCUCCAAGCUUCAGCUAUAAACCAGAAUACAUUCCUCAUUCCACUUUGGAACCCAUUCUUAACUAUUCUACAACAUCAAUAAAUGUCCCAUCGGAAAGUGGAAAUUUUGAGAAGAUUUCUGUUUUGAUAAAUGAUGAACCAGAAAUGGCCUCAACAACUCGUCCAAUCAAGCCUGGAGUUGAAACAGAGAUUUAUAUGGCUAUUAAUGGUUCAUGCAGUCUGGGUAUAGGUUGCAUAGGAGGAAGUGAGACAGCACUGAAUGUUCCAGUUAUACAUGAAAUCUACCCAAACGGUACAGCAGCUAAAGAUGGGCGUCUUCGUCCUGGAGACAGGAUUAUGAGUGUUAACCACAUGUCAUUACUCGGCCUACCAUUUUUAGAAGCUAUGCAUAAACUUCAAAUGGCUUACAUCAACAAAUUAUUCAUGAUAAAAUCAGAUUGUAAAGAAGAAAACGAAAAUGUACCUGUACUUUCAAACGAUCCAAUCUAUUUUAAUCUAACAAUAUUCCGACCAACAGAACAAAAUGAAGAUUGGUUCGAUCAAGAAUUAGUAAUUGAACUAAACAAGAAAUCAGGGAAAGGUUUAGGAAUCUGCAUCGCAGACCGAUGUGUACAUCUUAAAGCAGCUGACGUUUCAUUGGAAAAAGACAAUGAGAAGAUUCGAAGCCAUUCAGAUACAAAUGCAACAGAAGUCCAAACGUCGUAUGGUGUCAUUGUAACUGAAAUAAUAAAAGGUUCAUUGGCAGCAACGGAUGGUCGCCUUAUGCCAAAUGAUCAAAUCCUCGAGGUGAAUGGAAGAAACACAAGAGGCCUUAGCAGUGAAAUAGUCGGUGCUUUGUUAAAGGCUGCUCCUUGCAAAGUCAUCCUCAAAGUGGAGAUGAAUCAUAUCAGGAAAGUGGCAGCUUACUUUGACGAGGACAUUCAACAUAAAUUCAUCAUUCAAUGGUGCAAACAACACUACAUGGGUUUAGUCACUACUCUAUAG